Molecule: messenger RNA, 1527 nt
Organism: Chroicocephalus ridibundus (black-headed gull)
Lineage: Eukaryota; Metazoa; Chordata; Aves; Charadriiformes; Laridae
Product: inositol 1,4,5-trisphosphate receptor-interacting protein-like 1
Exons: 1
Coding region: 1-1527 (508 amino acids)
Cellular component (GO): membrane
Source: RefSeq, a predicted model, not a curated record
AUGGCUGCAAUAAGGGCCCUCGCCUUGCUUGUGCUAAGCAUCUUCCGGCUCCUGCCGAUGGUUGGCGAUGAGCUGGACGAGGCCACGCGCGAGCAUGUGCAGCAGCGUAUGGAGCAUCUGAUGGCUCGGAUGACUUGGCUGCUGCAGGAGCUGGAGCAGAGGAGCCUGGAGCAGAGGAGCCAGAAGCCAGCCUUUGCCUGGGGAGGCCUGGUCUUUGCUGCCUUGCAGCAGUGGCAGUUCUGGGCUAUUGCUGGAGUCCCAGUCCUGCUCUUCAGGCUCUGCUGGUGGCACUGGAAAAGGAGGCGACAGCCAGAGAUCGGCCAUGAAGAGGAGAGCUCCAGCAGCAGCACAGAGCUGGAGGAGGAUGAAAGUGAAGAAGAAGAUGCUGAUGAUUAUCAGAGGUGUCUGCUGAAUUCUAUCACAAAGCGCAUCCGAUUGUCAGUGAAGAGCAUGGCCUACAGGAGACAGGUGGUGGAAGAGCUGGCGAGCGACCUCCUCACUGUCUUACAAGAACGCCUGUCAAAUAGUUUCUUCCCGGCGCUGCAGCCAGCCAUCGGGGUGGGCAGCGCCUUUGAAGGUUGGAGUCCCGCUGGGCAUGAUGCUGUCUACCGCCUGCUUGUGCCCAUGAAGCCCCCCCGGGGCCACACCUUCCACCUGGAGCUGGGCGCUGCGGGGGAGAUGCCGGCAAAGAACUGCGUCCGCGUGGAGCUGGAGUGCACCUGCACCAGGGACCAAGGCAUGGAGAAUGUGCUGUGCUUCCUCCACCAACCCGAGGAGGGGCUAGGCAGAAAUCAGGUUUCGAGCCUCCUAGGCAUCCUCUGCACUGGCUCCUACCUAGAUGUUGAGAAAAUUGCCCGCUGUUUUCAGAACAUGGUGAUCUCAGCCUGGCGGGAGAUGCCUCAGUCACGUCUCUACACUAUGAAGGUGCUGCCUUCCAGCCGCUCCUGCAAGCUGCAGCUGACAAACGCCUCCGGGAGAUCCCUCUUCAUUGAGAUGAUGUUUGGGGUGCAGCGAGGCGACUCAGACAUCUUCCUGAGCAGCCAGACUGCAGAGGCCAUCUUCACCCCAAGCACAAUUUGGGCAGAGAGCUAUGCUGUGGCCGAGGUGAAGUUCUUCAGGCAUGUGGCCAGGCAGGCCCCGCGUGACACCUCCCACCUCAAAUGCCUGCAGCUCUGCGCUGGUACCCUGGUGGGAACAGGCUUUUCCACCUAUACCUUGAAGACAAUUGUGAUGCACCUCCUGAACACCAUACCCUCGUCAAGCUGGAGAAGGAGGGAAUUCCUGAUGCGGCUGCAGGAUAUCAUGUGGUACCUGCACGGCUGCUUGGAGGAAAAACGCCUGCACCACUUCUUCUUUGGUAAUGAGAACAUGCCUGAGGACAUCGUCUUACCCCCAGACACCCAAACAGCUAAGCCUAUCAACCUAUUCCAGUACCUGGUGCAUGAUCCAACAGCCCACACCAAGGCACUGCGUGAGUUCAGUGUACUGCAAGAUCAGCUCAUAAGACUGGUCUUCUACAGACUUUGA